AGUCUCUUUCGAGAGGUUCGUUGUCUUCGUUUAGUUUCAACAGUUUGAGAGCAAAAAUUUCCACUCACCCAGGCUAAAUUGUGUGUUAUUGGUGCGAUUACGUGUUUUGUUAGUGGACUUGAUCUGUUUCGAUAGUUAAAUAUUACGAAUUUCAGUUGUGAAUAAAGGGAACUGAGUUGUUACUGUUCUUCGAUAUUGUUUUAGUUUAAUCGAAUCGCAUCCAUAGUAUAGGUGAAAGGUAGAAAAAACGAAAUUUUCUUCGGCACACACAAAAGAAACGAAUGAGACAAGGGACGUCGACCGAAGCAAGAAAAAGAGAGCAAGAUCGCGAUCGGUCGGCCAAAGGAUAGUCUGAAAAUCCCAUAAGAGUGCAUCGUUGAAGUAAAAGAAGAAUAUAUCUUUUUGACAUUUUGAUUUAUCUUUGGUUUAUUUCGCAUGUUAUGUGGUGAUUCGAACGUUUUUCUGACAAUCAAAGCCUUCUGAGACAAUUUAUAAUUGGAGAAAAGGUGGAUGCAUUAUACGGACCAUUUUUCGUGUGGAACAAAAUCAUAGUAAAAGGAGAUCAUCGUUCGUAAACUGCGCUAGUUUUUUUUUGCGUGACAAGUCCUUCGAAGUGGCAGAACAGGCCUUUUUUCUUGUGACCAGGUCCCGAAAAGCUGCAAACCUGAAGAAGUUAGUGCAAACACGUCUCAAUAUGAUCCAAGAUCCGGGCGCCGGAAUCAACGAGAGUCCUGCAGAGCUGCAAUCAGCGAUCAAAUACGAUCGGGUUGCAUAUGACGUUCAUCGGCCACCGGUACCGGGAGGACUGCCGGUGACGCCAACGGCAAUGGAAGUAGAUCCAGAAACACCGCUUGAUAUGACCGUACGUCGGAAGGAUUCCGAUCGGCAAUCAGAUUUCUGUCCGUCUAUCGAUCAGCCAAACUCAUCAAACAGUGGAAAACACAGUUCGGAUGGACCGAUCAAUCUCAAUGUACGUCCGAGUGUGAUAACGAAAGCUCCACCACCGCCAAUCAAAAAGCGGAUAAGCAGCAUGCAUAGCAAUGGUGAAAUAGUGAUAAAAAGCGCGGUGGGUGAUAAUCUGUCUCCGGUAAAUUGUGAUGUUUUCAUCGAAGAACAUUUCCGAAGAUCGCUCGGUAAUACAUAUGCUUCCAUUUAUGGAUCUAGCAACAAUAACAACAAUCAGCCGAAAAGUGCCGGCAGUGAUACCAGAAACAGUAGUACUAGUAGCAGUAGCAGUAUUAGUAGUAGUUCCAGCAGCGCAAACAGUGGUUGCGCUCUAAGUACCAGCAGUAGUCAGAAUACUUCGAGUGGAAUCAGUACCGCUGUUAGUGGAAGCAGCAACAAUAGCCUGAGUAAUUUCAACGUUAGUAGUCAACUAACUGGUAUCACCAGUGCUGCCAGACAAAACCAAGCAAACCCACAGCUGGAGAUCGCAUCGUUGCUAACGUCUAAAACCGACACUGGGUUGCUUCAGCAGGAGACGAAGGCGAACCAGGAACCAGGUACGAUGCAGCAUGUGAGGCCAGAUUCCGAGGAGGAAGUAGAUGAUCACUUUGCGAAAGCUCUCGGAAAUGACACCUGGAAAAUGAUACAGAAGAAGAAAAUGAAUUUGUGAACUAUAGUACGAGUGAGAGGAAUUUUUGCAACAUACACACACUUGAUGGACGGGAUUCUAUUUAGACAAGGUUACGUUUUAGGGUAUGAACAGGUACGGAAGCAGAAUCACAACCAUGCACUCUAUAGUAGCAAAUAGCCGUUUUUUUUGUAAGGAAAAUGAUAAAAUGGUACCUCAGAUAGGGCCUAUGUCUGGUCAAGAUAUGAGAAAUUAAGACUAUAGAGUUGCCAAUCCUCGCGCUCCGUCGCUCUCGAUUGAAAUGGUCACUUGUUAUCACAUUUAUACCAUUUUCAUUCAAAUUACUCACGUACUAUAUAUUAACUAAUGCUGAUAUCUGUGUUAGGAACGCUUUUCUUAUUUUUUGUAUACAAACAUUAUCCGUUUUUAAUAUUGCCACUUGUUCAAAACGAGCGCAUUUACUAAUUCCUUGUUGUUUGUUGUAACUGAUUUCAACUGUUCCCGUCGAAUUUUUUUUUACUUCCACUUUGUCGAAAGCUAGAUCCAUCAACAGGUGAUC
Messenger RNA from Malaya genurostris, 2132 nucleotides. RefSeq lists its product as uncharacterized. The record is from RefSeq and is a predicted model, not a curated record. The transcript has 3 exons. Gene Ontology annotation, molecular function: transcription coactivator binding. Gene Ontology annotation, biological process: negative regulation of DNA-templated transcription. Bases 695 to 1615 code for a protein of 306 amino acids. NCBI's taxonomy places the organism in Eukaryota, Metazoa, Arthropoda, Insecta, Diptera, Culicidae.